Molecule: messenger RNA, 1344 nt
Organism: Verticillium nonalfalfae
Lineage: Eukaryota; Fungi; Ascomycota; Sordariomycetes; Glomerellales; Plectosphaerellaceae
Exons: 4
Coding region: 1-1344 (447 amino acids)
Biological process (GO): protein maturation
Molecular function (GO): threonine-type endopeptidase activity
Source: RefSeq, a predicted model, not a curated record
AUGACUGACGACUCCAGCAUACGGCCACGGCUUGCUGACCAGUCUUGCCGUUUAGACUCGUUUCAGGAGCCUUGUAGUAUCAACGGCACGGCUACUCCAGAAUCCUCUCCUGCCAUCGACCAGCAAGCGAUCCUUGAGGAUACAGCCGUUCAGGGCCGGUCUAGUACUCGAGGAGACCUCCAACAGAGCUUCCUCGGAUCUAUCUUGAACAGCCGACACUUUCGACAUGCAAUACAUCACGACCCGACGCCAACCCCAGUCAAGAAUGCCGCUCUGCCGGUGGAGCGUAUGCAAGAUGAGUUGCCACGGAUCACCGAAACCAGGAGUGAACAGCCGUCUUUACGCGUUAAAAGACCUCGAAAAGUCCAGUUGACUGCUGCCAACAGCUUAAAAAGCCCACCAGGAGGCACUGAUGGCACUGUAGAUCGGGUCUUAAGACGAGGGCAGCGCAGCAAAUUUACGGGGGCUAUAUUCAUCCACGCCGGCGCCGGGUUCCACAGCCAUCAGAACGAGCGAGUUCACCUCGAAGCUUGUAAUGACGCAGCAACUAUGGGCAUGAAGUUUCUCAGAUCUGGUGCAUCGGCUACUGAGGCUGUUGAAGCUGCUCUCCGUGUCCUAGAAGACAAAGAAAUCACCAACGCUGGCUAUGGCUCCAACCUGUCCAUAGAGGGAACAGUAGAGUGCGAUGCCACUAUUGUCGACUAUCUUGGACGAAGUGGUGCGUGCGGAGCUGCGCCGAAUGUUCGAAAUCCUAUUUACGAUGACUCACCGCCGCUGGACAUGAUCACUGACACUAUUGGUGCCAUCGCCAUUGAUGAUGCAGGUCAUAUCGCCGCUGGCUCCUCGUCAGGCGGUAUCGGCAUGAAGCACUGCGGGCGGCUUGGUCCGGCCGCUUUGGUGGGCAUUGGCACUGCCGUUGUUCCCAGCGAUCCAAGCGAUCCCGAAGGCAUCUCCGUUGCAACCGUCACCAGCGGCACAGGUGAGCACAUGGCGACCACCAUGGCAUCUCAGAGGUGCGCCGAGCGAAUUUACAGCGGUACGCGUCGCGGUGUGCACGGCCGAGAUGUUCAAGAAGACGACGAGGACCUCAUUAUGGAGUCCUUCAUCUCCAAUGAUUUCAUGGGACACCCAGGUGUCCGGAAUUGCAACUCUGUGGGAGCGAUUGGGGUCAUGACGGUGAAGAAGACGCGCACUGGGUACUACCUCUAUUUUGCACACAACACUGAUUCCUUCGCGCUGGCUUCCAUGGGCGGUGCCGACAAGGAGCCUCAAUGUGUCAUGUCCCGGCUUGGUAAUACCGAGCAGGUGACCCGUGGGGCGCGCAAGAUUUCUGUCGGAGGGUAG